CAGGAAUCACUCGGCUUACUACCGCCGCCGCCGCUACCGCCAUCUUGCCGUGGUCAGCGUGCGGGGCGGGACCUUCGGGCGUCCACGGGGCGGGACCUGGAGCACAACCGGAGGGUUCUCCCGACGCCUCCCUCGCCUUCCCACAGUGCUUCGCGACAGCCGCUAUGGAGGCCGGCAGGACUGCUGUGCUGCGGGUGAAGCGGAAGCGCACCGCGGAGCCAGCCGAGGCUCUUGUGCUUGCUUGUAAGCGCCUUCGGAGCGGCGAUGUCGAUGUCGAGUCAGCUGCUCAGAAGACACCGGAGGGUCUGGAGAGAGCGGCGGAGAAUAAUGUCUUCCAGUUGGUGGCCACCGUGCACUCUCAGGAGGAGCCAGUCCAGCAGCUCGUGCGGGCUGCCUUGCGCCCUUCACGGGGCAGCCAGCAGCGUAUCCGCCGCGAUCUCCGCGCCUCAGCUCGCGAUGUGCGGAAAGAAGGCCGCUACCGGGUGGUCUCCAGCCGCAGAUCCUCAGGGACCUCCGGCAGCCUGGAGUCCGAGUAUGCGCCAGGAACCCCAAAAGCUGCUGGGGACGCAGACUUUCAGCUAUUGGACUUGGUACAUGAGGAGGAAGACCCAGAGGCUGACACCACGGCCUCCUUCAAAACAUCUGACCCAGAUGUGAUCCUCUGCAAUUCUGUAGAGAUGAUCCGCGAGCGGUUGACUGUAUCUGAGGAUGGACCAGGAGUCGGGCACCAAGAGGAACAAAAGCACGAUGACUAUGUGUAUGACAUUUACUACUUGGAGAUGGCCACUCCAGGGUGGAUUGAGAAUAUCCUCUCUGUGCAGCCCUACAGCCAGGAAUGGGACCUGGUAAAUGAUGAUCAACAACCAGAUGAUAUUUAUGAAGACGAAGAUGAUGAGAACAGUGAGAAUAAUUGGCGCAACGAGUACCCAGAGGAGGAGAGCAGUGAUGGUGAUGAUUCCAGAGACUCUGAUGAAUAUAACAGCCUCAGUGAGGAGGAAAGAGGCAGCAGCAGGCGACUGGUAUGGAGCAAGUACCCUCUGGAUGUACAGAAGGAGUUUGGCUAUGACAACCCCCACGACCUGGAUUCAGAUUGAUGGUCUUGUGAUAUCCAGGAGGUCUACCACAGGCCUUUGAGGGCUCUGUGACUGGUAUCAACUGGCCUAGCAACAUGCUCUUAGGAUUCCUAGGUGAACAU
Urocitellus parryii (Arctic ground squirrel) is the source of this 1195-nucleotide messenger RNA. It is a transcript of the gene Slc7a6os, whose product is annotated as solute carrier family 7 member 6 opposite strand. The record is from RefSeq and is a predicted model, not a curated record. NCBI's taxonomy places the organism in Eukaryota, Metazoa, Chordata, Mammalia, Rodentia, Sciuridae. Gene Ontology annotation, biological process: developmental process.